Molecule: messenger RNA, 823 nt
Organism: Hibiscus syriacus
Lineage: Eukaryota; Viridiplantae; Streptophyta; Magnoliopsida; Malvales; Malvaceae
Product: PRA1 family protein F3-like
Exons: 1
Coding region: 151-693 (180 amino acids)
Biological process (GO): vesicle-mediated transport
Cellular component (GO): Golgi apparatus; endoplasmic reticulum
Source: RefSeq, a predicted model, not a curated record
UCUUUGUUUCUUCUAACAUUUACUUACCCACCAUCUUCGUAUUUUCCUUCACGAUAUUCUCGAGUUUUCUUCUUCUUUCUCCUUUCCCGGAGCAAAACCUUUCAAAAAGUCAAACCUUUGGACUUCAAUCCAAUAAAAAAAGAAAUAACCAUGACAAACUACGGCACAAUCCCGACAUCUUCGUCGGCGGGACCGUCGGCGAACAUCGAAUACCUAUCUCGAGCGAAGGAACGUAUCAAAGAAGGGCUCGCAGAUCGUCGUCCAUGGAAACUUAUGUUCAACAUACGCUCCUUCAACUUCCCCGGGAACAUAUCCGAUGCUAUUUCCAGGGUUAGAAGUAACGUUGCUUACUUCACCAUGAACUACGCCAUGAUCGUGCUUUUCAUCCUUUUCCUCAGCCUUUUAUGGCACCCCGUCUCCCUUAUAGUCUUCGCAGCCAUGAUGGCCGCCUGGUUGUUCUUGUACUUCCUACGGGACGAGCCUUUAGUUGUUUUCCGCCGUACCGUCGACGACCGUGUGGUGCUGAUCGUCCUGGGGGUUUUGACCAUCGUCUUCUUGCUGUUGACGGAUGCGACGCCGAAUAUUUUGUGGUCGCUUUUGAUUGGCGCGGUUGUCGUCUUGGUCCACGCUUCCUUCAGGAGGACCGAUGAUUUGUAUGAUGAGGAAUCUACUGGCUUGAUAUCUUCUCCAUGAUUCCUGGGUUUACUUCUUUUCUUUUCAAUGCUAUUCUUUGUUUGGUUUUAGUUAAGUUCUUAUUGGUAAAAGUAUAAUUUCGUUUGUUUGAUUGUGUUGUUUGAUUGAAUGGGAUUUAUUUCUUGUUUAA